AACCUGAAUAAAACCAAAAUAGUCAUAUGGGGUUUUCAUUAAGAUAUUAGGGGGUUUUGAUGUUAAUCAUAGCUAGACAAAGCAAUCGACCAAUCCAAGAGGUGGAUAGAGCAAACAAUCCCUUAAUUUUAACUUUCAAAAAACAAGUAACUGACCCUGACAUGGAAACUAGGGACAACAGCAAAUGCUUUAAGUGGCUAUUGAGAAAGUCAUCUCUCGUUCGCUCCAUUGAGGAGGAAGUUGCUAACAAAACAGUCCCGGAAGGGAUCAUUGAUUCAUUGCUACUUAUCGAAGCUAUGGACCGCAAAAUGAAAUUCCCCCCCUCAAACUCCAUGAAGGAGGCCUUUUGCACCGUCGUGGUCCAUUGUACCCUUGCGACACUGAGCCAGCCCUAGCCCUGUUUUUACAAUGCAUUUCAAAGGAUCUGGAAAUUUCAGAUUCUAAGUUUAGAGGAUUUUGGGGAAAGCCAUCUCGUUAGUCCUGAAUUAUCCAAGUGGGGAAAAGACCUCGAAGUUGCUCUUUGGGAUUCUGAGGCCUCUCAAGGGUUGUUGCGGAUCAAUACUCAUGAUGACGCCUUGCAAUGUCUUAGGGUUUAUGUUUAGGAGACCUAAGCCCUGAUGAAGCUGGCCUUCCUUCAGUUGGCUACUGCUCAAGCUAGUGGUCACCCUCGUUGUUUCACUAACGAAGGGAAAGGAAUUUUGAAGGAGAAUCCAAAAAGAUGCAAGUUUGUUUCCCACAGGCACUAUAAAAGACUUAUUAAAAUUGUUGACUUGGAGCAACCGUUUUGUAGCAAAUUUGCUUCAUUAACUGCUGAAGUUAACGAAGUGCAAGAAGCACUUAAGUCCUCCAUUGCUAAAUUGUUAGCUUCAGUAACUGGUCACCUCGCCAAAGUCUUAGAAGUGGCUAAAAAGGUUGCAACUAACAUGGAAAGGAAAAAAUUGCAUACCGAAACCAAUAUAGAAUAUGGCAAUAAGGAUAAGGAAGAUGAUGUUCCUGCAACAUCUGUCAAUCCUACUCAAGCUAAAAGGGUAGAAGGCCACAGUAGAAAAGGUAAAAAGGUUCUUUCUUCAUCUGUCAAUCCUACUAAGGACAAGAGCCAUCCUCCUCCAUCUUUCAAUUCUAUUGUAAAUCCUGCUCCAGCUAAGAAGGGCAAUCACAAAGGUCAAACUUCCAUCCAUUAGAAUGGAGUACCUAAGAAUGCCACUGCUUGCACUUAUGAGGUAUGGAAAGCAUUGGAAACAAAUUUUAAGAACCUUUCCUUUCGUGUUUGUGAACAGAAUUGCUGUAAGUAUUUGACACGUUUAUUUACAGCUAUUUUCCUUGGCCUAUGUACAUUUUAUUAUAAUAUAUUAUAUUUGUUCAGGGUGAUCUCAAGGAUAAAUGGAGGAACAUAAAUGGAGAAUGAUGCUUCAGAUAAAUACUUGUGUCGACUCAUUUAACAUUUUAGGUAGAUAUGUUUACUAGACUGGGUUAACAGUUAGUUUGAGUUGACACUUAACAGUUGUUUUUCUGUAAGGGAAUUGUGUAGAUGUGUUGAGUAGACUGGGUUAACAGUUGUUUUUUUUUUUGAAAAGAAAUUGGGUAUAUAUUCCUCUUCAGGUUUUAAUACGGUCCAUUUUGUGGAGAAAAAGGCCCAAGAGUGGGAGACCCUUGAGAUCAAUCCUGUCCAUUUGAUGUGGCGCCAUUAUAAUUUUUUUAGAUUUUUUUUAGGGAACAUUUUUUAACAUUGAACUUGUUCCUUCUCUCUUUAAUAUAUACCUAUCGAAUUAUGUUGCA
Messenger RNA from Theobroma cacao (cacao), 1776 nucleotides. The record is from RefSeq and is a predicted model, not a curated record. Lineage: Eukaryota; Viridiplantae; Streptophyta; Magnoliopsida; Malvales; Malvaceae.